This is a messenger RNA of Myripristis murdjan (pinecone soldierfish), 2346 nucleotides long. It is a transcript of the gene epx, whose product is annotated as eosinophil peroxidase. Lineage: Eukaryota; Metazoa; Chordata; Actinopteri; Holocentriformes; Holocentridae. The record is from RefSeq and is a predicted model, not a curated record. Gene Ontology annotation, molecular function: peroxidase activity; calcium ion binding; heme binding. Bases 1 to 2346 code for a protein of 781 amino acids. Gene Ontology annotation, biological process: response to oxidative stress. The transcript is spliced from 14 exons.
AUGGUGUACACUCACACCAUGGCUCAGCCCGGCCCUGAUGAGCUGCUGAGUGGAGGAGACAUGGACACUCUGCUGCAGGUGACGGGCUGCUCCUCUGAGCUGCAGAGGCCCCGCUGUCACACCGACUGUCUGUCCGAGCGAUACAGAUCCAUCACAGGGGAGUGCAACAACAGGCAAUAUCCCAGAUGGGGCGCUGCAAACAUUCAGUAUUCCCGCUGGCUGCCUCCAGAGUACGAGGAUGUGUGGGGGACGCCAAGAGGCUGGGACCCAGAGCACGCCUACCACAACUUCACCCUGCCUCCUGUGCGGCUGGUGUCCCAGGAGGUUCUGUACACCCACAACGACAACAUCUCUCUGGACUCCACUCUGUCCCAUCUGCUGGUGGAGUGGGGCCAGUGGAUAGACCACGAUGUGGUCCAGACCCCGCAGAGUCCCAGCACAGCCGCCUUCAGGACAGGAGCGGACUGCACCCGCACCUGCAGCCAGGACACACCCUGCUUUCCUAUUCAGAUCCCAUUAUCAGAUCCUCGAACUGGGAUCCAGAGCUGCAUGCCUUUCUUCCGCUCUGCCCCGAGCUGCAUUGGCAGACCGCAGCCCCAUCGCCACCGAGAGCAGCUCAACGCCAUCACCUCAUUUGUGGAUGCCAGUAUGGUGUACGGCAGCUCCACCAGUCUGGCCUCGGCUCUGCGUAACCACUCGUGUCCUCUGGGCUCGAUGGCCCUCAACUCCCAGCACUCAGACCAGGACCUCGCCUACAUGCCAUUCCUGCUCCGCCUGCAAACCCACCUGGACCCCUGCGGUCCUCGCAGGGGGGAUAACACCAGUGCCUCGGAGGCAUCAGAUAGAUCAACACACCAGGAGAACACCACGUCCUGUUUUCAAGCUGGUGAUUCACGGGCCAAUGAGCAUUUGGGGAUGAUAGUGCUGCACACGCUCUUUCUGAGGGAGCACAACCGGCUGGUUAAAGAGCUACACCUGCUCAACCCUCAGUGGGGCCCUGACACUCUUUACCAGGAGGCCCGCAAAAUCAUGGGAGCCAUUCACCAGAUUCUAACAUGGGAACAGUACCUCCCACGUGUCCUGGGGGAAAGUGCCAUCUCGCAUCUGAUGCCUCCCUAUGAAGGUUAUAACCCUGAGGUGGACCCCAGCAUCGCUAACGUCUUUGCAGCUGCUGCAUUUCGUUUUGCACACGUCACCGUGCAGCCAGUGGUGUCCCGCCUGGGGCCCGGAUACACCAUCAGCCCCCAGCACCCUCCUCUGCCUUUACAUCAUUCACUGUUUGCUUCCUGGAGGAUUGUGCAGGAAGGUGGUAUAGAUCCUGUGCUGCGGGGUUUGUUGCUGUCUCCGGCCAAGCUUCAGACACCGGGUCAGAUGAUGGUGGAGGAGCUGACAGAGAGGCUGUUUCAGGCACAGGGAGGGAUGCCGCUUGAUCUCGGUGCCCUGAACCUGCAGAGGGGUCGGGACCACGGCCUGCCUGGAUACAGCUCAUGGCGAAGGUUCUGCGGUCUCUCUGUCCCAAACAACGCAUCAGAGCUGGCUGACAUCCUGGGGAACGUCACUCUGGCCCACAAGUUCGUAGUCUUGUACGGGACGCCUCACAACAUAGAUGUGUGGGUGGGGGCCAUCUCUGAGCCGGCUCUGCCAGGCGGCCGAGUCGGGCCGCUUCUGGCCUGCCUGCUGGCGAGACAGUUCAGAGCCCUGAGAGACGGGGACAGGUUUUGGUGGGAGAGGGAAGGGGUGUUCACCAGCAGCCAGAGGAAACACCUCCGCACCGUCUCUCUAUCCCGCAUCAUAUGUGACAACAGCCACAUCACCCACGUCCCUGCUGAUCCGUUCACACGCACUGAGAGCCUGGAGGACAUGCUGGCCUGCUCCCACCCCCUCAUCCCCCACCUGGACCUCAGCGCCUGGAAAGAACCAGACACAGACCCCGGCUGUGGUCCAAUACCCAGAAUCCAGUCUGGCUACUCACUGCUCUGUGACUCCAUGAUUCUCUAUCAGUGUCAAUCCGGCUUCAAGCUCUUAGGCUCUUCCUCGGUCAGCUGUGAUCCAGGCAGCCAACAGUGGAGCCCCGCACCGCCAACCUGCCACGAUAUUAAUGAAUGCCAAGAGCCGACGUCCCCUUGCCCCCCGGAUAUGGAUUGUCUCAACAUACCAGGUUCCUAUAUUUGUUCAGACGUGAAGCCUUCUUCGCUGUCGGCUGUCUCUGUUGUCACUGCAGUUGUAGCAGUGAUUGGUGGAGCCGCCCUGCUGGUUGUCAUCAUGAUUUGUUGUCAAAGAUAUUUCCCAAAGAAAGAAGAGCUGGCCGGCUCUUCUUGUGGUGGAUCUUGCAAGGAGAACAGUUAA